Hydatigera taeniaeformis is the source of this 726-nucleotide messenger RNA. The record is from the annotation of a GenBank genome assembly. Lineage: Eukaryota; Metazoa; Platyhelminthes; Cestoda; Cyclophyllidea; Taeniidae.
AUGCUUAAACAAAUGGGGUCUUUUGACAGUAAUACAAGUCUGGCUUCUCGGUCUCAGGAUAGCGUAAAUACAUCGCGAAAAUCAGACGAAUUUGCUUGCCAACUCCCGCCUAAGAUACCCAAGUACGGAACCGAAAGUAACCCGAGAUUUCGAAAGCCUUUUAUUUCAAUGGAAAAUUCCCCAACUGGCUUGAGCGUGGGCGAAUACAAGCAGUUGCUGGAUGUAGCACGUUCUGGUUUAGUGUCUUUCGACUCCCGACCCUUGACAGCUAGCAGGAAGGAGAUUGGGUUGGUCUUCUAUAAGAAAUUAUAUAAUUCAGGUACGUCAACAAUAAUGAGCUCGGUCGUGUCAUUGGCCUCUCCGGAUGCUGAUGAUUGGUGCUCACGUGUGAGCAACACCCCUUAUUUAUCAGAGGGUUGGCUUUCAAAUUUGACAAGCGCCGUUACAACCUCCAUGAGUCGAAGAGAGAAGCAGCGGGCAAAAUUGGAGGAAGAGAUCCGUUUCUGGAAUAAUCGGGUACAUCUGCAUUACGGUCCCUUUUCUUCGUUGCAGCGGAAAUUGUCGGAGGAAGCAAAAGUUAAUGAAUUAGAAAUGCGCCUCUCAUGCCUUCUUCGAACGCCGCCUGUUCUUCAGGAUCCCUACCUUCAACCCCAGCCUAUACCACAGGAGUUGCCGUACAAACGGCCAGUCAAAUCAAAACUUCCAGGUUUGUUGCGCGCGCACUAG